AUGACGGCAGCUACCGUAGCCAAAGCUUUCGUCAGCGGAUGGAUCGCCCGGUUCGGAGUCCCCACCAUCGUUACUACCGACCUGGGCAGACAAUUCGAAUCCGAACUUUUCCGAGAGCUGACUCGACUGCUAGGCAUCACCCAUCUGCGCACUACUCCGUACCAUCCACAGGCCAACGGACAAAUCGAGCGCACACAUCGACAACUCAAGGCUGCGAUCAUGUGCCACCAGAACCCGAGGUGGACAGAAUCGUUGCCGAUCGUGCUACUCGGUAUGCGAACAUCUAUAAAAGAAGACAUCCAGGCAACCACAGCCGAACUCACCUACGGCACACCACUACGCCUGCCCGGAGAGUUCUUUGCCGAGAGUAGCAGCAGUUUGAAUCCAUCACCCGAGUUUGUUGUCGAUCUGAAAAGAAUGAUGGCGAACCUCAGACCUACACCGACGAGCAAUCACUCCAAGCAGAAACCGUUCGUCCAGAAAGAGAUGGCCACAUGCAGUCAUGUCUUCAUCCGUGUUGGUGCCAUCAAACCACCGCUGUCACAACCGUUCGACGGCCCAUACCGUGUGCUUCGGCGAAAGAAGAAGGUUUUUAUCAUCGAUAUCAACGGUAAGCCUUCUCCGAUCUCCAUCGACCGACUGAAGGCCGCGUUCGUCCAGGCUGACGAACCCCCACCAGCACCGAUCGCCAAACCACAACCAGCACCCGCAACUGAACCGAAGCCUUAUCCCGAUCCGGAACCAACACCGUACAAAACUCGCUCCGGACGCCAUGUACGAAUCCCUCGCCGUUAUUGGAAAAACUAA
Uranotaenia lowii is the source of this 807-nucleotide messenger RNA. RefSeq lists its product as uncharacterized. NCBI's taxonomy places the organism in Eukaryota, Metazoa, Arthropoda, Insecta, Diptera, Culicidae. The transcript has a single exon. Gene Ontology annotation, biological process: DNA integration. The record is from RefSeq and is a predicted model, not a curated record. The coding region runs from base 1 to 807 and encodes 268 amino acids. Gene Ontology annotation, molecular function: nucleic acid binding.